Messenger RNA from Pimephales promelas (fathead minnow), 2523 nucleotides. RefSeq names its product syndecan-2-A. Gene Ontology annotation, biological process: cell migration. Lineage: Eukaryota; Metazoa; Chordata; Actinopteri; Cypriniformes; Leuciscidae. Gene Ontology annotation, cellular component: cell surface; membrane. The record is from RefSeq and is a predicted model, not a curated record.
CAGAGCCGUGCUGCCUCACAUGGACCCGAGACAUCAACAAGACAACAAGACACUCUCAGUAGUUCCCGUUUGGAAAGGCAAAAGAGAAGUUUGAUCAGGUGGAUCAAAACGCCAAACAUCUCUCGAAAAGGAUCUUGCGUUUGUGUUUUAGGUUAAACCGUACAAGAGAACGAAGAGAGCAAGUGGUUUAAGGAGCGCAGACGAGUGCCAUCAGCGAAUUCUUUCCAAAAGACUUCUUUAAGGGGAAUAAUGAGGAACAUUUGGAUAUUCCUGACACUUUCCGCCGCUGUCUGCUUGUCCAGCGACAAGAUACUGGUCUCGGGUCAGUCCCCUGCCUCAGCUGAUGACCUCUAUUUGGAUGACCAGCAGUCUGGUGACUACCCUGUAGAUGAUGAUGACUUCAAUUCUGGUUCAGGAUCUGGUUCUAGUGACACAGAUGAUGAUGAAGACACUUCCACGGUAAUUGUGCGGUACCCAGAAUUCAAUGCGGGGUCUACUCAGGAGCCUGUCUACACCAGCAACCCCAGCUUGGAGUCCUCUGUUUCCAGAAAGUUGGACAAAAUCAGCAUAGAGACAUUCAUCGAGUCAGACAUGGGACCAGAGAUCUCUGACGAUCAGACAGAAAAGGCUCAGGUCACCGUUGAAGCCACCAGCUCACCGAGUAUUGAACAAGAUGCUGAUCUGCUUCAUGAGGUUCGCACAGAGAAUCUCUUCCAAAGGACAGAAGUGCUGGCAGCGGUGAUAGCCGGCGGAGUGAUUGGCUUCCUGUUUGCCAUCUUCCUGAUCCUCCUUCUGGUGUACCGUAUGAGAAAGAAGGAUGAGGGGAGCUAUGACCUUGGAGAGCGCAAGCCACCCAGCUCAGCCUAUCAGAAGGCUCCGAGUAAAGAGUUCUACGCCUGAAUGACCAAUCAUUGCCAACAGUAACAUCAUUAUGACAAGCAACUCCUCUCCAAGAGUAGCAUUGGAUUGGUAGCACAUCGAGGGGAUUUUUUUUUUUUUUUUUUUUUUACGGGGAACCUUUACUUAUUUAAAAAUGUAACAAAAAAAAAAGAGUAAUUUUGCUUUACAAACCCAACCGGGGCUUGUAUUUUCUUUUGGGAUCAAAAAUGUCAAAGAUUGUUUCUCUAUGGUUUUUGAAAACAACUGUUGUCAGUAUAUGAAAGUAAAUCAUUUCUCACAGGUUUUUAGUCAGUGACUACUUUGUAACAGUAGAGGUACGUUUUAUUAAAGAACAAGACAAUUCCAGGGGUGGAAAUCCUGGGUUAUAUCUGAUACCUUUAAUUUUCCACUGAUUAUCUCAGUGUGGACUUUAUCAGUAAUUUAGUUUUCAUCUCAUCGUUUUCGUAAAGGGUAUUUUUCUCCUUCGGCUUGUGCCAUUAUGUUCUUCAGUCAAACUGAAUGUUUGUGUUUUCGUCUGGCCAAUAUGAAAUCAUGCAAAGAUCACAGCAUACUGCAGAAUGUUUAAAAGUAUUUUGUCAUAUUUCACAAUUCUAAUGUAGUCGGUACAGUGUUAAGUCCCUGAAAGUUCACAUUCUACUUUGCCUAAAGCUAAGAACACAUUCCUCCAUUCUUGUACUCCUUCUUUCCCUCUUUUUCUGUCUUUUAGUUUCAUCAAAGUCUCCCACAACUCCAUUCAUACUCAUAGCAUACUUCAGUAUUGCAGUAAUUGACUGAAAUGAUUAAGAUUACUGUAACUGUGAUAUAAGUCUGCAUUGCACACAAGCGUAUCAAGGUCAAGAACCCCUAACACAACUUUUUGAGAUCCAGUUACCCAACACUUGGAUGGAAAAAAGGCUCAUUAGAAUAAGAUAUGGAUUAAUAACAAGUGUAAUGAGUCCAAGAAUGAAUCUUCCAUGACAAGUUAACAUCAUUUACCCAGUAAAAGUCUGCAGUUUUACAUAUUUUUAUGCCCCCAUUCUUCUCAGUCGACCCAUUUGCAAUGUUCAUUUUUGACAGAAAGCCUAAUGAAGGCCAUUUUUCUUUAUUUCGUAAUAUUAUCUCUCACGCUAAAGCAGCUUUUAAAAAGGAUUUCUCUUUUGUUUCUGACUCGAGCAUACUCUGCCGAAUGUCUCUGACCUUCCAAAGACUCAAACAGUGUUGUUAACAGUGAUGAUGAUUAAUAACGUGAAUCACAUCUGCUCAUUUUUACUCUUCUCUUCAUGUGCAUUUCCAAUAUGUUUCUUUUAAAGACCUGACUGACCAUUUAGAGUCAACGACGUCUCUGUAUAUGUUAAUAUACAAUAAUUUAUAGAAUAUAAUUAUUUAUAUACUACAUAUUAUAUGUAAUAUGUUAGUUAAAAAAAAUCUAUGAAAAUGUAUAUUCACAAAUGUUUUAGAAGCCCUUGAAGUGCCUACUGUUCUGCAACAGUUCUACAGGGAUUUUAAGGACAUUUGUGCAUCGGAAUGAUGUUAAAAGCUGGAACUGGAGAAAUGUGAUGAGUGGUAAUGUCACAGAAUUACAGAAACAGUAUUGUAUUUCAUAAAAAAACACUACUGAAUAAACAUUUUCUCAUGGUAUUUUAA